AAGAGGGAAGGAACCAGGUACUGAGAUUUAUUUUCUCCAAAAGAGGAUUGAGAGGAAUGGUUUCUGUACAUAGAGCCUGACUGGUAGAGAGAAACAGCUCCACCCUCCCCACUGACCCCAGCCCUGCCUAAACUUCCAAGGAGACCAAGCACAGAAGCUUCUGGAAAGACAGCAAGGAGAUGCCACCUAAGACCAAAGAAAAAGGGGUGAAAGCUGGGUCACAGAAGAAGAAAAAGAAUGCAGGUGCCGGUGUGGAGGCCGAAUCCAUGCACAGGCUGGCAGUGCUGGAAAAAGAGUUGCUCCAAGACCAUUUGGCUCUGCGGAGGGAUGAGGCCCGCCGAGCCAAGGCUUCUGAAAACCAGCUGAAGCAGAGGUUGCAAGGGCUGGAGGCUGAACUGGAGGGGGCCCGAAGUGAAGGGAAGGCCAUAUAUGCAGAGAUGAGCCGUCAGUGCCGGGCCCUGCAGGAGGAGAUGGAGACCCGCAGCAGGCGGCUGGAGGAAGAAGUGAGGGGCCUUCGGGAACAGCUGGAGAUGUGCCAGAAGGAGGCUGAGGCUGCAAGGAGAGAGGCCGAGGAGGUCCUCGGAGAGCGAGACCAGACUCUGGCUCAGCUUCGGGCCCAUGUGGCAGACAUGGAGGCCAAGUAUGAGGAAAUCUUACAUGGCAGCCUGGAUGGGCUCUUGGCCAAAUUGAGAGCUGUCAAGCCUCAGUGGGACAGGGAUGUGCUGAGACUCCACGCCAGGCACAAGGAGCAGCUCCGCCAGUUUGGACUCAACCCCCUGGAUCUUUGAGGCUGCAAGCCUCUAGUCUCUGGGGCUCUCUGAGGCC
This is a messenger RNA of Equus quagga, 825 nucleotides long. RefSeq names its product coiled-coil domain containing 153 (gene DRC12). Bases 180 to 788 code for a protein of 202 amino acids. The record is from RefSeq and is a predicted model, not a curated record. Lineage: Eukaryota; Metazoa; Chordata; Mammalia; Perissodactyla; Equidae. The transcript has 7 exons.